AUGGUUCUAGCAUCUUCCCUUCCUCUGAUUUCAAUUUCUCUGGCACCUCCAGACGAACCUGUUAUUGAACCAUUCUCGCCUUUCCCCAAAGUCAGUGUAACUCUAGAUGACGACGACUUCAGGCCACGCCAUCUGACCCCCCCGCCCUCGCACACCAAGUUCAACACUUUCCUGCCUUCGCCUCUUCGGUCUUCAGAAUUAGAUGAAUCCUCAGCGGGGAAAGGCCUUGAACGCGAACGCUUCGAAGCCCUUCUCAAAGCUUCUAGGGAGAGAAACUGUAUGGCUGGAUUGAAGAAAGGAAAUGACCUUCGCAAGGAGAUCGCCCUUAAAGUGCACAAGAACAAGCAAGCCGAGCGUAGAGCUCUCUUCUUGUCGAAAGUGCUCGCCCCUCCAUCCCCGACUGCAACAUCCCUUCCUAAGACUCCCCCAGAUUCUCCAGCCAUCUUUCACUACUCUCUUCCUUCACCAGGUCUCGUAUCGCCACUUGCAUUGUUUGAGUCACUUCAUGAUGCCUCCUCGGGACCUCUCACGUAUGCUCGCGAGCCUUGGAUCGAACAGGUUGACUACCAUCGUCCUUCUCAGUCUCCAGAGCAGGAACGGCCGAUAAACAAUCGCACAAAGGGAAACGUGGAGUGUAUGAAAGCUCUUCCUUCUCUCGACCAGAUCUCUGCUCGCCUAGUUCGACAAACUUGUACCCUGAGUUCCGAAAGCAAACGUGUAUCGCGACUUCCAUCCUUCUUGUCUCAACCUCGUAAUACUCAAGCUGCGGAACAACGACCGCGCUUAUCCGUUGGAGUUGGCCGACUUCAGAUGCCAAUGCAAUCUCCUAAGCCUACUAAGGCUGAACACGCUACGAUUCUUUACCCAAAAUCUCCGUUGUCACCCACCAUGCCGCUCAGGAUUACCACUACAGUAGUACCUCGUUCAUCUUCGCUAUCUCCAACGGACCUAUCAGAAUCCAAUGUCAUGGCGUUGGACAUGCGCGAACGCCAGGCCCAGAACAUGCUCUGUACGCUUAAACGACGCAUGGCGCCCUCGGAGGCCGGUAUCAAUGGACGCGAUACAGUUGAUGUGGAUGAACGCAAGUGGAGGCGUCAUAGUGCUCCUGCGGAAUUGGCGGCUCGUCCUCGUACAGGGUUUGAACAUCCGGUUCUCAAAUUACCUGGAGGUUUCUGAGUCAGAUUCAACUGUGUAUUGUGAACAUUUUUUCCUUCUCGUUUCCUAUGCUUUGACUGUAUUUAUUGACUGAUGUGUUUCACCAUCAGACUGUUAUCAGCGGCAGGAUAAGGACCUAUUCAAUCAUGACAAUGGAACAUGGACACGUAUAUUGGACUGGAACGGCUUUUUUUCUCUUUCGAUUAAUUUCUGUGGAAAGCUAGUUUCUUUCAGCAGAUCCAUUACGCAUACACAUUCGUUAUUUUCGUUGUAAUGGGGCUGAGCCUCGAGGGUACUACACCCAAACAGAUCGCUGUCACAUACAUACAUUAUUUUUAGCAGAUUUUGCCAG
Messenger RNA from Marasmius oreades (fairy-ring Marasmius), 1507 nucleotides. RefSeq lists its product as uncharacterized. Lineage: Eukaryota; Fungi; Basidiomycota; Agaricomycetes; Agaricales; Marasmiaceae. The record is from RefSeq and is a predicted model, not a curated record. The transcript is spliced from 2 exons. Bases 1 to 1176 code for a protein of 391 amino acids.